CCCACCUGCGGCUGCUGCUCGGUUUGAACAGACGGAGGAUUUUGUGGAAACUGCUCGUUGUUUUUGCUUUGUGCUCAAACAUGUCCGUGUUUUCCAGGCGGUUGUCCCCGAGCUGUCGACACCGUUUUAACGGUAUUCAACCGGCGGCUUUGUGUCGGCGGGUUGCCAUGGAGACGGAGGAUUAACGAUCCUCAACCUGGCUAACGUUAGCAAAGUUUGUCCUGCUCUCUGGCCUGAAGAUGGAGGAGCAGAGGGAGGUGGAGGGAGGCGCAGACUCUCAGGACAACAGAGGAGGUAUCAGGUACAUCACAGAGGAGUUGUUGUUGAAGCUGACAGGUUGUCGGUCUCUGGCUCUGGUUCGUUCUCUGAAUCUGUCGUCGUCACCUGCAGAUAAACACAUCAAGUUCAUAGAGAACCUCCACGUCUGUCAGCGUCUGCAGGUUUUAAACCUGAACCACAACAUGAUCCAGAGGAUGGAGAAACUCAACGCUCUGUCACAGCUGAGAGAGCUGCAGCUGGCCCACAACCACAUCCAGAGAAUCGAGGGACUGGAGCACCUGUCCAGUCUGCAGCAUCUGAACUUGUCCCACAAUAGGAUCGACCACGUCCCCUUGUGGCUGGGGAAGAAACUGCAGUCACUGCACACGCUCCACCUCCAACACAACCUCAUCACGUCUGUCUCUGGACAGGCUGGACGACCUGCCAGUCACUCGGGAGGAGAGAGGACACGCCCUCCAGCGCUUCAACGCCGAGGAGCUGGAGCGUCUGCAGCGGGAGGUGGACAGCAGCCAAUCAGAGCUGAGCAGGCUGCAGAGGGAGCAGCAGGCUGCAGUGACUCGACUCCACCAGCAGGAGGCGACGAACCAGACACUGAUGGCUCAGACACAAACACAACAACACACACACACACUGCUGGAGCAAGAGCUACACACCAAGACGCAGCUGUUGGAGAAGACGACAGCAGAGUUGACCAGAGCCUUUCACAGACUGUAUGAGCUGGAGCAGGAGCUGACCUUCUAUAAACUAGACACCAAGCUCAGCCCUCUGCCCCCCUGCAGUAUACAGGAAGUCGACACUGUGGCUGAGAGUCCGUACAUCGGCAAGGCUCGACACAUCAGGAACAUGAUCACCUCCACUAGCCGAAACUCCUCCUCCUCCUCCUCCUCCUCCUCCUCCUCCUCCUCCUCC
Seriola aureovittata is the source of this 1188-nucleotide messenger RNA. RefSeq names its product centriolin-like. The transcript has 9 exons. Gene Ontology annotation, molecular function: protein binding. Bases 240 to 995 code for a protein of 251 amino acids. Lineage: Eukaryota; Metazoa; Chordata; Actinopteri; Carangiformes; Carangidae. The record is from RefSeq and is a predicted model, not a curated record.